This is a messenger RNA of Leptinotarsa decemlineata (Colorado potato beetle), 1571 nucleotides long. RefSeq lists its product as uncharacterized. Lineage: Eukaryota; Metazoa; Arthropoda; Insecta; Coleoptera; Chrysomelidae. The record is from RefSeq and is a predicted model, not a curated record.
GGUGUUGUCAUCGUGACAUGAGAAAUUUGUCAUCCGUGAUAUAAAGUCGUAAUGUUAUGAAUGAAGUGAGUGCUUUACCUUGUAAUAUAAUCCAGAACGGUGCUGAUGAGGUAAUAAAACAAGUAUCCUAAUCCGAAACUUCGAACAUUGCCAUAGAGGAUAAAUAUUGUUUCAUAGCCGCGGUGCGGUCCCAUGACAGGAGCGGGGGGAGAACCGUUGCCUAUGCAGUCUUCCAUUUCCCCCGCAAUGACAGAGUCCGACUUACCACAACCUCUGGUGGUCAGAAGUCCAUCCGUGUCUAUGAUGAAGUGGCCCAGUCAGCCAUCACCGACGAAAGCGACCCCCUCAAGACAGGUCAGUUUCAAUUAUGGAAACGAAAGAAACGAUGCCGAUACUGCAAGACCUCUAACAGGUUUGGACCAGGACUGCUUCAUCAUUCCAAAUAAUUGUUUGGAUAGAUUUUACCCAGACGGAGUUCCAAUGCCAGUAGGUAUAAACAUUCAAACUGAUCUACCACUACGUGUGUUUGUUAUAUUUAGUGGUAAUUCCCUGGAGAAAAAUGGAAAUCUACACGUAAUGGAGGUACCUGACCCAAAACUAUGCAUCUUAUGUCAUUUGAUGAGUCCUCUAGAACCCAUAGAUCCUAUAUUAGAAUCUCCACUGGUGCAGCCCCUAUUCAAACAGAGGAUAUCAGCAGGAGAACUGGUUAAUGAAGUUGCCCAAGCUAAAACUGCUGUAACGGGGAUGUUACUUGCUAAUAUGGAAAGGAACGAUAUACAGCAGCUCAUACAUUGGACCUCUAUACUGAAGUUGCCACAAUAUGCAGGCCGCCGAUACACGAAACUGGAACAUCUUUUACGAAAACACACACUCCAACAACGGGUUACAUGGUGUCAGUAUACAAAGUGUUCGAGGGAGACGAUCGAGAAAAGUUGGAGAAGAAUUGGUUGUAUUGGACAGGUGCGAGAAUGAUUUAUCUAUAUUUGCCUCGGGCAGCUGGCUUGAGAAGAAUAUCUCUUCAUAAAUCUCUUAGUCCAAAAGGAGAUAAAAUGUAUAUUUUACUAUGUGAAUGUGCAAAUUUAUUGACAGACGUGACAGUGUGUGCUUUAAUUUUACCGGCGUUAAGAGCGAGAUUGACGGGUUAUACAGGUAUUUUCAGGCCUCUACAAACAUUUUGAACUGUGAACAAAUUUUGUGAACGGAACUGAAGUCCGAGCUGCAAUAAAUCUACUUUGGUGGAUAAUAUAACCUUUCAAAACUUGAAAAUUCGAUUGUAUUCAGGUUAUGGUGAUAAAAACAUUUGAGAGAUUCUUCUUUUUAGAUUAUGUCUAGCAAAUAUAAUUUGAAGGUUAUGUCUUGAAUUUAUAAAUAAAACAUCCUUCAGUAACAUGGCCAACAUAAGGAAUUACUGAGAUUUUCGAUGAAAUGAGCGGGAGUGGAACAACAUUGAGUGAAAAAGUAUGAAAACAGUUGUCUUUUGAAACAGUCGUUCCUAUUUUUAACAAUGUAUAUUUUUAUAUUAUUGCAGAAAAUAAUGAAAUAUUGAGUGUAGCAAACUGAGUGUAAUAAAU